Stegodyphus dumicola is the source of this 5894-nucleotide messenger RNA. RefSeq names its product epidermal retinol dehydrogenase 2-like. The record is from RefSeq and is a predicted model, not a curated record. NCBI's taxonomy places the organism in Eukaryota, Metazoa, Arthropoda, Arachnida, Araneae, Eresidae. Gene Ontology annotation, cellular component: lipid droplet. Gene Ontology annotation, molecular function: oxidoreductase activity, acting on the CH-OH group of donors, NAD or NADP as acceptor.
CGCAGAUGCACGCCAUUCGCAAUCCACUGCAGAAGCUUAUAAGAACUCUUGCUUUCCUUUCUCGCUGUUGCGAUAAUUUUUCGUAAUUGAUUUCAUAAGCCGCCACUCCCUAGCUACAGGAAAAGUUUUCCAAAUUAAUCCGUUUCUAAAUUGAGGAAAUAAGUAUUGAUUAUGGAUAUAUUCGACGGUUGCCUGUGGUUUAUUACGAACAGUAAAUUGCAGUUUUUGGGUUGUUUGUUCACAAUACUUAAUUGCUUUUCUGCGACUUUCCGACCUAUCCGCAGGCUCUAUGAUUGGAUUAAAUCCUGACGGGAAAAUCCGUUGCACCGUUACCAUGGAAUGUGUCAUUGUAAAAAAAAAAAAAAAAAAAAAAAAAAAAAAAACCGCUUUCCUCCUUUCCCCCCCCCCGAGAUUUAAUCCCUUAUCUGUUUGUUACUUUGCUGCAGUUAUGCUCAUAUUUUUGUAUUUGUUUAUUCUUUUCUCCUCUCUUGAUAUGCUCUAUCUGUUACUUUGCAGUCCUAGAUAAGAAACCAGUUGUACGAAAUUAGCGUUUCCCAUUUCAUUAGGAAUAGAAAUAGGAAACAAUGCCAUUCCCUUUCACUCAGUCAAGUGAAAGUUUUAUUUUUGAGAAAUUUCAUGUAUUGCUCCCUGCCAGAAAUUAGGUAGUUAGGCCUUUCAGAAAUUUAAUUUAUUAAGUUGCCAGAAAAAUUAUAAGUUUGCUCGUGCGAAAUAUAAAAAGGAGCAAUCGAGGAAGCUGUGAUCCCUAAAGUAUACUCGUAAAAAAGGAAUUUAUAAGUUACAAUGCUGAAAAUGGGAUACUCUGCUCAGAUGUUUGUGAAUAUCCUUAAGAAUGCCUUUUUUUGCUUACCAAUAGUCAUUUAUUUAUACGUCCAAGCAAUCUUUCGUAAAAUGUUUUUUAGCCGUUUUAAGAAAAAUAUUGAUUUAACGGACAAAACUAUUCUGAUUACUGGAGCCGGUAGUGGUGUGGGGAGAUCCCUGGCUAUCGAAUUUUCGAAAUUUUCUACUUGUCUUGUACUGGUGGAUAUUAACAAGUCUUCCCUGUUGGAUACCGAGAAAUUGCUGAACCGCAUCUCUCGCGUUUUUGUGUACCAGUGCGAUGUUUCGAAGCGUGAGGAAGUCUACAAGAUGGCAAGAAUAGUCAAAGACGAAGUUGGAAAAGUAGAUAUACUAAUAAACAACGCAGGUAUUGUCAUCGGAAAACGUUUUCUAGAUCUGCCGGAUGAAGGAGUAGAAAAAACUUUUGCUGUCAACAUCCUGUCACAUUUUUGGAUGUGCAAGGCCUUUCUACCAGCUAUGGUGAUAGAUAACCAAGGCCAUAUUGUGUCAGUGGCCAGCUUCGUAGGUUUUGUUGGAUUAGCAAAACUGACAGAUUAUGUUGCAAGCAAAUUUGCUGCAGUUGGAUUCGCCGAGACUCUGAGUCUAGAGCUGUUUAAAGAAGGUCUGGAUGGCGUAAAAAUUACCACUGUUUGCCCAACUUUAAUAUCUUCUGGGCUUUUUAGUGGGACAAAAGAACCGUUAAACGUCUCAGUGACACCAGAAUACGUGGCACAAAAGAUUGUAUCAGCUGUCCAAAAAGGUAAAGAAGGUGUGAUCUGCGUUCCCGGGAUACUGAAGCUGAUAAUCAUUUUGAAGGCACUACUCCCCGAUUUCAUAUUUAAACGGCUGGCGAAAGAAUGUGGACUUCUACAUGUCAUGGACACUUUCCAGGGAAGGAUGAAUAUGACGGCAAAAACAUCACAUUAAAACAAAGUGAACACCAAGUCUUUGUUAUCAACCACGAUCAAAUAUAAAAAUAAUUCUUAAAUCCAGCUAUUUAUAGCAUGGUUUAAAAUUUAUACAGUUGAUCCUUGAACGGUGCAGUUUUGUAUUACGAAGUUUUACUUGCAUGUAAAGUCCCCCUCCUCACUAAAAUAUAUCAGAAAAUGUAAAGAAAAUAUUACUCUUCUUAUUGUAUAGUUUUGAGCCUGUAAUAACGGGUACAGACCACAUAAAAUCAAGCAAAAAAUUUAAUCUAAAUUUCUCUCAAUAUACAAAUGAUAUUUUAAAGAAAGCAAGUUGUGAUAUGCUAGUUGUACUGCCACUUUUCACUAAUUAUCACUUACAAACAUCUUUCAAAAUGGUUGUAAAAAUUCUCUCCUAAGACUCUGUAAGAUGAAUUAAUUGUUAUCAAAUUAUCGAAGUCCUGCCUAUUUGUAUACGAAACCAUGAAAAAUUUAUCGCUUAUUGUGAUCAAUAAUUCAGUUAAUGUUAUCAAAAUAUUUUAAUCUGAAGUAAAGAAGCCAAAUAAGAUAGAAUUAGAAUACAGAAAUUGUCAAAUGGCAUAGGAAUAUCGCCAAGUAAGUCACUAAGCAGCUUGAUUUCGAUUUAAGGCAAACAUUAACAAAAUAACUAAGACUGACUGGAAUAAACUGUGUAAUGCAGUGGAAUUCUAGAUAACAUUGCUUUUUUGCCACAAAAUAUUUCUUCAGUUGUUUUGAUGUCCAUUUUUACAAAUAUCCUGUUCAGAAAACACUCAUUUUAUUCUGUUUAAUGAUUUUUAUCAUGAAUUUUAGCAAAAGGCGUUAUGAUCUGAGGCUAAGGGAUAAAGUCUAACUGUUUACCUCUGUGACCAGCUCCAUUUACAGACUAUCAAUUAUUAAUGACUAUUAUCCCUAAUUAAAAAUGCUGUGAAACUAAGUUUUUGUGGUUAUAUUAAAUUAGUUACAUUCCACUGAUAUUUUUUUUAUCCUUAUUGUUAUCAAAAUAAUCAUGAACAAACCCAAUUACAUUAAGCAAUGCCUACUGUAUAUAAGAAUACUGUUUCUAUCUUUUUUUACUGCAUAAAAAUAUAAUAUAGGAGAUAAUAUUAAUAAAACAAAAUAUAUAUUAACUGAUUGUUAAUAUUUCUAGUCAACAGCAUGGUGCCAUAGUUCAGCUUCUCUAGAAUCAAAAGUUAUAUGUGGAUUUUCAUCAGUACUGGCUGCCACUGCUCCUAACCUCCAGUUGUUCAAGGGUUAACUGUACUUUAAAAUAUAUAUUUUUGUACAAGAAAAAAUGCAAAUAUUACAUUAAAUAUUGCAUAUUAUCUUGAAUGAGUAAAUGGAAAACAGUUGACUGAAAAGCAAUGAACGGUUGUAACUGGUUGAUAUGGUGAUAAUGAGAAAUGACUUAGAUUGGGGUAAAACUUUAUGGCUUCUAUGCUGGAUAUACUUUCACCUUAUCUUUUAACAUAAUAAUGUUAAAGUUAGUAUUGCAUAUUAUGUUUAAUUAAUGCAAAUUUUAAAAGGAAGUUCUAAAAAUUAAAAUUUUAUAAUUCCUUUUAGUUAAACAAAUUUUUUUUUUAGUUACAUGUAAGAGAUUCUUGAGUGAGCUUUUACAUAAAUUAUUCUAAUAAAUCCUCUGAACAAACAUUGAUAUUUCACUAUUUCCACCAAUACAAGAUAGAGAUUACUAUUAUUUAUAAACUAACAAUAAUCCUUAAAGAAUUGUGCUUAAUUUGAGUAGUAACUGCCUGACAUAACAAUGUGGGAAAAAAAAUGCAUGCAGACUUCAAUUAACAUUUAGAGCAGCGGUUCUUAACCAGGGAGGGAAUUCUCCCGGAAUGGAGUUUCAUGGUUUUGGGGUAGAAGGAGGUGGUCAAUCUUUAACUUUAUGAAUAUUAGAAACGUUUUUCAUCUUUAUCUAAAUCCAUUCCUAUCUCUCCUAAAUCAUUUUCCAUCUUCAUCUAUAAUCUAAAUCUAAAUAAAUGUAUAUACUGUGGUACUAAGAUAUAUGUCAUCAAUCUGUUACAGAUCUUUGGUCUUUAACCAACUAGAUGUACACCUGAUGAACUUUUUUAAUAAGAAAUAAAGGGAAAAUAAUUAAUCUGUUCUUAUAUUUAAAAAAAUCCUAUUGCUAUUAUUAUAAUACUGCUCAGUAUUAAAAUACAAAUAGAGAGGGUGAAAUUUACAGUACAAAGUGCAAAAUCCAGGUAUCCAAUAUUCAGAAUCCCUUCUCCCCAAAAAUAAAUAAAUUAAAGAAAAUUUUCCUUUACAAAGUCUAGGAAGAAAAUAUAGUAACAAAAGGAAGCAGGUGUGCCAUUAUGUGAUUUUUCAGUGGACUGAUUGAAAUUCCUGCAUGUCACUCUUAAACACCUGCUGGCUAGGGAAUAGCACAGUGGCCAGUAACAAUGCAUUGAUUAAUGUUGUAUUGAUAUUGGACAAGCUCACACUUUAGACCCUUGAGUGGUGAUAAGAGGGGGGAGACCAGGGCUACACAUUUUGCUGACUGCAGCAAUCUUUGCGGGUAAUAAAUUCUGCUGCCGAGCACUUUUCUUAAAUUUUAAAAAUUCAACCAUCCCUGAUUUUUGUUGGUUGGUGCUCCUAUAACUUCUAAAAGUGUUGCCACCCCUGAAUUCUUACAUCUGGUUGUAGCCACACCAGUUGCACCUGCUCUGAUGCUGUAAAGAGAGGGCUUAACAUUUUUCUACCUGACUUAAACAAUAAAUGAAAUCCCAGUGCUGUCAUGUCAUCUUACUAGAUUUAAACUUGCAAUCUAAAAUUUGGAAAUUUCCAAAAUUCAGAAUCACCACAGUCCUAAUGUUUGUGGAUCUUGGACUUUGUUCUGUGUACUGUAUAUAAAAGAAGAUUUAACAAAUUUAUUUAUUUCUUUUCUUUUAUCAGGUCCCUACUUGGACCUGUUUCAGAAUCACCAGAUCUAAUAUUUAUUAAAAAUCUAUCCAAAGAACUUAAUUUCUUCUUUCUGCUCAGGAUGUUUCAGAUAUGUAACAUUGUUUGGUCAUUCUAAACAAUACUGUUACAGCUUGUUUGAGCUUUGUUAAGAUGAUAAUUCUCUGUAAAAUUUUUAACAUCCAUUAGUUUAUCAAAGAUUUGGCAUCAGAUGUUACCAUAUAUUUAUUAUUGUGUUUUUAUGCAAAAUUAGUAUUAGCAUUUUCUCGAAAGAGGUAAACAAGGAUAGCAUGUACAGUCCUGUACCAUACAAACUAUCAAACUCGAGUGCCAUACAAAAAUUUUUACAUCUUAACAACAAGUAUACCAAGCAUACAAGAAGUACAUAAGUUGGGCUUAUUCUAAAUACCAUUCUAGGUAGGUAAAUUCUAUGUACCAUUGUAUAUAUUUUUCAGGUUUCGAAAAGAAGGAAGGGAUGGUGUUCUAGCACUGGUGAAAGGGGUGCAUAGGCCAAAACAAGUUGAGAACCACUGAUUUAGCGAUCUGUCAUUUUGUUCAAAUAAAUUUAUUUAAAAUAACUGAUUGCAAUUAUUAUAAGUAUUUUUGAAAUACUUCUCCUACAGUUUCAGUUGUAAAACCAACAUUCAAUGUACUUUUUUUUUUUUACCUAGCAAUAUUUUUAAUGCUUACUGAUACAAUUAUGAUACUGUUUCAUGUAUUUAAAAAACAAUUUCCAACAGAUUUUUUUUUUUUUUUUUUUUGUAAUGAUGUUUGGAAUUAUAUUCCUAAAAAAGUAUAUUUUUAAGCAAAAAACAAAGAUGUAUCAUAGUAACAUUUUUAUACACAGCCUAGGUUCUUAUGUUCAAAAUAUUCUCUUUAGAAAUACAUGUUGAAUUUCGUUACUAAUAUAUGCAUGGAGGUAUGUAAAGCACUUACUAAUCUUUCAUGAAGUUAAUGUAAUAAAAGGAAUCAAAUAUAAUUAUUUUUUUUUAUAUUACAGGCAUUAAAUACAAUAAGAAGUUCAUUUUGCUAUUGUAUAAAUAAUGUUAUUGAAGCAUACUAGUAGCAAACACUAUACAGCCAUCUUUUCUGCUAAAUAAAUAUUCAGUUUCAAAAGAAUAAUUGCAUGUACUAUAAACAAUGCAGCUUUGCUAUGUAAAUAUGCAGUUACUGAAUACAAUUAUGUAUUUUUUAUAAUUUUUAAUGUAAAUAAAAAUGUGUCAUACA